AUGCGGGGCGAGUACAAGAACUCGGGCAACGGAUUCCAGGGCUUUUCGCUGUACUCUUCCUCGGACCUGGUCAACUGGGACUCGCACGGCCUGGUGGUGCCGCCUUCGUCGUCGCUGCCUUUCCAGGUGGGCGAGCGACCGAAACUCAUCAAGAACCCGACGACGGGCGAGUAUGUACUGUGGUUCCAUGCGGACAGCUCCAACUAUUCGCUCGCCAAGGUGGGAGUGUGCUAUGCCAGCUCCGUUACGGGACCCUACACCUGCCCUCAAGAGGGGGUCUUUAGUCCCCUGGGUAUGGAAAGUCGAGACAUGAAUGUCUACGUCGAUCCGGUCAAUGACCAAGGCUACCUGCUGUUCGCCACGAAUGGAAAUGCCGAUACCGCGGUGGCCAAGAUGACAUCGGACUACAAGAACGUCACGACUCUCACGCAGACCAUCCACUCGAGACUCGAAGGCUUUGGAGUGUUCAGAGACGACGCAGGGCUGUACAACAUGGUCGUUUCCAACCAGAGUGGUUGGCAACCCAAUGCCAACUCACUCUAUACGACCAGCGAUCUGGGAAAAGUCAACCUGACCUAUUCGAACUACAUUGCGCCUCAGGGGGUGAAUACGUACAACUCGCAAAACACCUUCGAGAUCCAGCCGAACGACAACCUCGAUGUGUAUCUCGGCGAUAGAUGGUGGGUGACGGAUCUGGAACAGAGUUCGUACGUGUGGUACCCUAUUGUAUCGCGCAGUCUCGUGCAUCUUCCGCUCUGGAGGCCUGAUUCUUCCGCGCAAGGCUAUGCCGUUCCGGCAAACAAGACUUUUCCCCUCAGCCCGAGCACAGCAACAAAGACGGGAUCCCAGGCGGCGUUUGGUGAUUGCGCCGCUUGCCCGUCCGGUAAAAUCGCCACCUACGUCGGAAACGGUAACACCUUCACGCUCAAUGAUGUCACGACACCCAGUGGCAAUGCCGGAGACGUGUGGGUUAGCGUCUACUAUUCGAACCAAAACUCCUACCCCGACUGGAGAUUCGGCUCGGUCACCGUGAAUGGCAAGACCAACAAUAUCACUUACCCCACCGGUGGCAACCCAGCAAACACCCUCCAGGACACCCCCGUCAAGUUGUCCCUCCAGGCCGGAAAUAACGCCGUCACUUUCGGCGCACCCGCAAACGAUCCCACCCAGUACGCCGCCGAUAUCAGCCACAUCAUCGUAUGGCAGAGCGACGCCUAG
Molecule: messenger RNA, 1218 nt
Organism: Moesziomyces aphidis
Lineage: Eukaryota; Fungi; Basidiomycota; Ustilaginomycetes; Ustilaginales; Ustilaginaceae
Source: the annotation of a GenBank genome assembly